AUGGCGGACAUUGAGGCAAUGUUCCAUCAAGUUCUAGUACCACGAAAACACCGAGACGCCCUUCGAUUUCUGUGGUGGCCAGGCGGAGAACUGUCUGAACCUCCUGAGACAUACAGAAUGAAAGUACAUCUGUUUGGAGGAGUCUGGAGCCCGUCAUGUGCAGCAUACGCCCUACAGCGAACAUUCCAAGAUCACGGCCGAGACCUCCAUGAGGCCAUCACGAAGGCAAAUCGAAACUUUUACGUGGACGACCUCUUACUCUCAGUGAACUCCACGAGCAAGGCGACAAUUGUUGUACACCACUUGAGAGACCUAUUGCAUAAAGGGGGCUUCAGACUCACGAAGUGGGCCUGCAACUACAGCAAAGUACUACAAACCAUCCCACUGACAGAGAGGGCAGCGGCAGUGAAGGAAAUUCCACUGACGGACAAACUUCCCACCGAAAGAGCUUUGGGUAUCCUGUGGGACUUAGAGAAGGAUCAACUUGCAGUACAGGUUCAUAUCCCGACCAGACCAGAGACAAAACGUGGCCUCCUCAGUAUGAUUAGCUCCCUUUAUGAUCCACUCGGCAUCCUUGCUCCAUGCGUCAUCAGAGCCAAAAUGAUCUUUCAAGAAGAAUGCAGGCGUGGAACAGGAUGGGACGACCCCCUAGCCGACGAGUCAAAGGAAGCAUGGAGGAGGUGGUUGAGAGGUUUACCUCACCUUAAGGACAUAAGGAUUCCACGUUGUUACCAACAUGACAUCGAGAGCACCACUACAGAUAUCCAACUGCAUCACUUCAGCGACGCGUCUCAGCGAGCAUAUGGUGCUGUAUCUUAUCUGAGACUCACAGACAUGAUGGGGUUACACCGUGUUGCCCUUGUGUAUGGCAAGGCCAAACUGGCCCCCCUGAAACAACUAACCAUACCUAGACUAAAACUGUGUGCGGCGGUAUUAGCUACAAAGGCGGACGAGCGAUUACGAAAGGAACUAGACCUGUCCGUGUCACAGUCAUUGUUCUGGACAGACAGCACCACUGUCUUGAGAUACAUACGAAACACUGAAAGGCGCUUCCAUACAUUCGUGGCGAAUCGCAUAGCUGUCAUACAUGAAGAGUCUGAUCCAGAUCAGUGGAGAUAUGUGAGCUCGGAACUCAACCCCGUAGAUGACACUAGUCGCGGUUUGCGUGGCGACGAGCUUGGAGGGUGUAGUAGGUGGACCCAAGGACCACCCUUUCUAUUGCUCAACAAAAAUCAGUGGCCAGUGGAAGGCGUGACAAGGGAAGGAGUUCCAAGCGAUGACCCAGAGGUGAAAAAGGAAACUGGAACCUUGAUGACAUCCACUACCCAGAAGGAAGAAACCCUAGACAAACUGUGGAACAGAUACUCCUCAUGGUAUCGACUACUGAAAGGGACUACAUGGCUGAGGAGGUUCAUAACGUGGCGGGGCAACAAGGAAAGAGGCUCCUGA
Messenger RNA from Portunus trituberculatus (swimming crab), 1449 nucleotides. RefSeq lists its product as uncharacterized. Bases 1 to 1449 code for a protein of 482 amino acids. The transcript has a single exon. Lineage: Eukaryota; Metazoa; Arthropoda; Malacostraca; Decapoda; Portunidae. The record is from RefSeq and is a predicted model, not a curated record.